CAUGUUGAAUGUCAACACUCGAACUCAAAAACACAGGCAAGUAUUUUACAAGACAUCAAUCCCAUUGGGUCGUCCUUAUACGUCACAGAUGUAAGAACAUGGAGGCGAUAUUUCAUGAAAAGCAAGAAGGAUCAUUAUGUGCGCAGCACUGUUUGAAUGCCUUGCUGCAGGGACCAUAUUUCACUGCCGUUGAUUUAGCAACUAUUGCACAGCGAAUGGAUUAUGAAGAGCGUUUAAGAAUGUCUGAAUCUGGUGUCGACAGCGAAGAGUACAGAAGAUUUUUGGAGCAACCUUCUGGAAAUUAUGAUGACAGUGGGUAUUUCUCAGUUCAAGUAAUAAGCAGUGCUCUUGAAGUUUGGGGUCUGGAACUUGUACCAUACAACAGCACAGAUGAACGAGCUUUGGAAGCCCAGAGAUGUCCUGGUGAAAUGAAUGCAUUCAUUUGCAACUAUCGUGACCACUGGUUUACAAUUCGCCGAUUGGGCCAGCAGUGGUUCAAUUUGAACUCAUUACUUAGUGGACCUGAACUGAUUAGUGACACGUAUUUAGCCAUGUUCCUAGCACAGCUGCAGCAAGAAGGUUAUUCUAUUUUUGUUGUGUUUGGGGAUCUUCCCGAGUCAGAAGCUGACAAUUUGUUGCACCUUGCCCCUGCCGUACAGCACGAGAAGCCUCGCCUGCUUGCCACAAUUGUGCGCAAAGUUGUUCCUGUAAGUGCUCAAGAUUCUGAAGAGGACCAGGACCUACAGAGAGCUGUGAGGCUGAGUCUGACUGACAAUAAUCCACCAAGAGUGACACAUAUACCAAUAGAAAUUGAACGCAGUCAGAGUACUGACGAUACAGAGUUACAAGCAGCUCUCAGACUUAGUUUGCAAGAUGAGAGUUCAUCACGCGUCACCCCAGCUAAUGAGGAAGAAGGUGAUGCACAGUUCCAUAGAGCCUUGCAGUUAAGUCUUACCACAGACACAGCUGAUGGAGCACCACCAAUACCUCGCACUAUCAGCCAGGAUGAAGAACUGCAGCUUCAGAAAGCUCUUAGCCUUAGUCUUCAGACCAAGAUAAAUGACACUGAAGGUGAUGAUGAGCACGAGUUGCAGAGAGCUCUUCAAAUGAGUCUGGAAUGCUGUGACAGUAACGAAUGUCAGGCGGCAGAUGGCAUGGUGGAUCCAGAAGAAUUGAGGAGGAGAAGACUUGCGUACUUAGAGUCUGUUGAAAAUCAGUCUUCAAACUACACAAAUCAUGCCCCAAACCAGAACCAAUUGAAUACUUAAUAUUAUAGUUUUGCCUUCAGACUCUAGUCAUUUUUUGCACAAAUUUGUUUUAAAGAGGUUGCCAGUAUUUAGCUAACCAUAAAAUCUCUGAAGAUUUGAUACCAUUGCUAAUAAACCUGUGAUCUUUACAAGAGAAACUAAUUUGUAUGGAAGUUUUAGACUGAAUUUUGUACUAAAAUAAUGUGGUUUAAUAAGUAGUCAACUAAAAGUUGACAUAAGAAACAGGAUAAAUCCUGUACCUGCCUCUUAAAACUGUAUUGCCUUUUCAGAACUAUUUAUAGCAGGUCUAACCCAUGUGACAGUUGAUGUUAAUUCAUGUGAGAGCCAUUUUCAGUGUUGUGGUCAAUUGCAGCAUGUUUUCUGA
This is a messenger RNA of Schistocerca cancellata (South American locust), 1632 nucleotides long. RefSeq names its product ataxin-3-like. Gene Ontology annotation, biological process: protein deubiquitination. Gene Ontology annotation, cellular component: nucleus. The transcript has 7 exons. Gene Ontology annotation, molecular function: cysteine-type deubiquitinase activity. Bases 9 to 1268 code for a protein of 419 amino acids. The record is from RefSeq and is a predicted model, not a curated record. Lineage: Eukaryota; Metazoa; Arthropoda; Insecta; Orthoptera; Acrididae.